Molecule: messenger RNA, 420 nt
Organism: Echinops telfairi (small Madagascar hedgehog)
Lineage: Eukaryota; Metazoa; Chordata; Mammalia; Afrosoricida; Tenrecidae
Product: 60S ribosomal protein L30-like
Exons: 1
Coding region: 1-420 (139 amino acids)
Cellular component (GO): cytosolic large ribosomal subunit
Molecular function (GO): RNA binding; structural constituent of ribosome
Source: RefSeq, a predicted model, not a curated record
AUGGUGGCCGCAAAGCAGACGAAACAGUCGCUGGAGUGCAUCAACUCGAGGCUCCAACUCGUUAUGCAAAGUGGAAAAUACAUGCUGGGCUGCAAGCAGACGCUGAAGAUGAUCCGGCAAGGCAAAGCGCAACUAGUCGUCCUGGCCAACGACUGCCCGGCCUUGAGGAAACCGGAAGUCGAGUACUACGCCAUGUUGGCCCAAACUGGUGUGCAUCACUACAGCAGCCACAACAUCGAGGUGGGCACGGUGUGCGGCAAAUCCUACAGCCUGUGCAGGCUGGCCAUCAUCGACCCCGGUGAUUCUGGUAUCAUUCGUAGCAGGCCAGAACAGACUGGCAAAAAAAUAAAUCCUGCAAUAUUUUUCUUUAAUAAAACUGACCAGAACUUGUUUAAAACAAAACAAAAAACAGAUUUAUAG